Molecule: messenger RNA, 3253 nt
Organism: Eurytemora carolleeae
Lineage: Eukaryota; Metazoa; Arthropoda; Copepoda; Calanoida; Temoridae
Exons: 25
Coding region: 6-2963 (985 amino acids)
Biological process (GO): neurogenesis
Cellular component (GO): cytosol
Molecular function (GO): protein binding; hydrolase activity
Source: RefSeq, a predicted model, not a curated record
UAAAAAUGUUUUAUUUGUAUUUUCUACUAGAAAACAUGUCCGAGGGUGUGAGACCAGAUUCCCAUGAGAAACUUCAAUCAGAGACUUCACAACCAACACAGGCAGUAGUAGAGGAAGCUGGCCAUAAAACCCAAGGUGGUCAGCAUGACCCAGUUGACCAGCAUAUUCCUGAAGUUGACCAGCCGGCCACCCCCAGUUGUUCUGUUCCUACCUCGCCUUUAAAUAUGGCGUUGGUACCUCCUGCUCCCCGCAGAUUACAGGAAAACUACUCAGUUACUCAAAGUUGGCAGAGCAGAUCAUUCAUGUCCGACUCAACAUCACCUCUUCAGGAACAGAUUGAGACUGAGAAUGAUUUCCUGGCUGCCCUUGAACCUGACAAUAUAGAAACCAUAUCGCAACCUUCAUUAGCUCGUUCAUCAGUUCUCAUCUCUUCUCCUUCCUACUCUCCUGGACCCUCACCAGCCCACUCAACAUCUCCGGCACUCACCACCAGGGAUCCCAAUUGGCAGUCUAGUAAGAGUAGUGUGCGGGAGCGUAACUCCGCCAUGUUUAACAACAGUUUAAUGGCGGAUGUCUGGUUCUUGGUUGGAGGCGGAGAAUCUCAACGCCGGGUUCCGGCACACAAAUAUAUACUCGCCACCGGGAGUACCGUUUUCUACGCCAUGCUGUACGGAAGCUUGGCAGAGGAAAGCGAGGUUAUCCUGGUUCCUGACGUAGAUCCGGACGCAUUCCUAGCUCUGUUGAACUACUUGUACUGCGACGAGAUUAACCUCGAGCCUGACAACGUCCUGGCAACCCUCUACGCAGCCAAGAAGUACAUCAUUCCACAUUUAGCUAAGGUGUGUGUGAAGUACCUAGAGACGAGUUUGAGUGCGAGAAACGCCUGCUUGCUUCUCUCCCAGUCCAGACUAUUUGAGGAACCAGAACUCAUGCAGAGAUGCUGGGACGUUAUUGACGCUCAGGCAGAAAUAGCUCUUCUGUCGGAUGGAUUCACAGACAUAGAUUUCCACACUCUUGAAACUAUUCUUAAUAGGGAAACAUUGAACUGCAAAGAGAUUAUAGUAUUUAAGGCUGCACGAACCUGGGCAGCGGCGGAGGCUGUCCGCCAAGGUGUAGAGCCUACGCCUCAGCAUUGCCGGGAUAUACUCGGCUCCGCCAUGUACCUAAUCAGGUUCCCUGCCAUGGAGUUGGAAGAGUUCGCAGAUUCAGCAGCUCAGUCUGGAAUGCUUUCUCUUCAAGAGACAACAGAUAUAUUUCUAAAUUUCACUGCUAGACAGAAACCAAUACUUCAGUACCCAGUACAGUCUAGGAUCGGCAUGAAACCUCAGAUUUGCCAUAGAUUCCAGUCCAGUGCCUAUAGAUCUAACCAAUGGAGGUAUCGAGGUCGGUGUGAUUCUAUUCAGUUCUGCGUGGACCGAAGAAUUUUCAUAGUUGGGUUUGGUCUGUAUGGAUCAAGUAAUGGAUCUGCUGACUAUACUGUCAGGAUUGAACUGAAGCAGAGUGGGAAAGUGUUAGCCACCAACACUCAGGGAUUCUACUCAGACGGUUCAAGCAAUACCUUCCAGGUCUUCUUUGACCAUCCGGUCCAAAUAGAGAAGGCCAUGGUUUCAGAACAUAAAUCAAAAAUGGAGAGAGACAAAACUGUUCGGCGCCGACGGAAACUUGAAACUAACUUACAAGAAGAAAACGAGGAUAUUGCAGUCAAAGAACGUCGGUCAUCAAAGAUCGACCAGACAUGUACUAAACUUAUAAUACUUCUGUCUGGGGUGGUUUGUAUACUAAGUGUACUGCUGAUGUACUGUCCGGACAGUACAAUUACAGCUUUAACACAUAAAACAAUUGACUAUGUUCUGAUGCAUGCUGGGAUUUCUCCAAUUAUCUACGCUGUAGUAUUAGAUGCUGGUAGUACAGGUUCCAGGGUUUUAGCAUUCACUUUCUAUGAAAACCCUGUUACGGGGAAUCUUCUUCUGGUUGAUGAACUGUGGAAGGAGGUUAAACCUGGCCUUUCCUCUUUUGCUGACGAUCCUGAAGCCGGAGCUGAGACAAUCCAAGCGCUGAUCAAUGAAGCUCAUGCUCUAGUCCCAGCACAUCAGAGGAAACAAACACCUGUUAGUCUUAAGGCAACUGCUGGCUUGAGAUUGAUUCCCCAAAAGAAAUCAGAGGGUCUUAUAUUAGCUGUAAAUAAGAUCCUUGAGAACUCUGGGUUUUCUAAUCGAGGAGUAGAGAUUUUAUCAGAACUUCAUGAAGGAUUGUAUGGAUGGAUUACUGUAAACUUUUUAAUGGAACAGCUUACCAAUCCAAGGAAGUCUUAUGUUGCUCUGGAUUUGGGAGGAGGCUCUACUCAGAUUACAUUCAGUCCCAAGUAUGAUGAAACCUUCCAGGAUACUCCCUCUGAUUUCUUGCAUCAAGUUUCGGUUAUCAGUCGGAAGAUGACAAUAUACUCUCAUAGCUAUCUUGGAUUGGGUCUGAUGGCAGCAAGGGAUGCUGUUUUUAACCACAGAGCAGAAGGCACCUCCUCUAUAGCCUCACCAUGUGUAUCAAACCCACUGGUCUGGAAGUAUAAUAAUAAAGAAAUAAACCUCCACCCAAAACAGUCAAGUUAUGAAACAUGCAUGAUUCAGGUUAUGGGAGUUUUGGAUACUCUGAAGGUUCAUCAGUGUGAAGAAGUACCCACAAGAAAGAUUGCUGCAUUCUCUUACUUUUAUGAUCGGGCAGUUGAUGCAGGAAUCAUUGAACAUGGACAAAGUGCAGUAGUUCAGGUUCAAGAUUUUCUUGAUGCUGCUAAGAGUGCCUGUGAUAGCUCUGAACAUCCAUUUCUUUGUGUUGAUCUUACAUUUAUCUCAGGACUCUUACACCACGGCUACAAACUGUCUGCAGAUGCUAAACUAGGACUUUACAAAGAAAUUAAUGGUCAUUCAACAAGCUGGGCUUUAGGCGCAGCAUUUGCUCUCCUUGAGAAAUGAUCUCCCUACCAAGAUAGUGCCUUUGUUACACAAAGAAGUUAUUAAUAUUCUCUCAAUCUAUACUAAAUCUCAAUGCAACAUGAUAUACUGUUAGAUUUAAAACAGUGGCCUUAAUACUUUCAGCUUUCCAAUGUUUAUAGUUCCUUAUUUGCUCUUGACCAAUGAAAAAAUUUUUUGUAUGAGACUUGUAUCUCAGGUAAUGAUACAAAUUAAAGAAUAAAAUUGUGAUGAAUCUUUUAAUGCUGUGAUACAUGUUAUUGAUGAAUAAACUUCCACUGCUCACCAAGAAA